Molecule: messenger RNA, 1065 nt
Organism: Panicum hallii
Lineage: Eukaryota; Viridiplantae; Streptophyta; Magnoliopsida; Poales; Poaceae
Product: RING-H2 finger protein ATL67-like
Exons: 1
Coding region: 1-468 (155 amino acids)
Source: RefSeq, a predicted model, not a curated record
AUGGCCAAAGACUACGUGCUGAUCCUCGCCUCGGUGGCGGCGCUGGCCGUGAUCUCGGCGGCCACGUUCCUGUGCUCCCGGCGGCGGCGGGCGCCGUCGCCGUCGCAGCGGCGCGCCGCGGCGGGGGACGUGGAGCUCGGCCAGGGCGUGGUCGGGGUCGACGCGGCCGUCCUGGCCGGGUACCCGACGCUGGUGUACUCGUCGACGUCGCCGGAGAAGGACGAGGAGGAAGCCGCGGGCGCGGGAGCACCGGGCGGGUCCGACGCGGCGCGGUGCGCGGUGUGCCUGGCGGAAUACGCGGACGGCGACGAGCUCCGGCGGAUGCCCGACUGCCGGCACGCGUUCCACCGGGGGUGCAUCGACCAGUGGCUGCGCCGCCGGCCCACGUGCCCGGUCUGCCGGGCAUCACCGCCGCCGGCGGGGAAGGCAGCAGGCAGCACCGCCGUCGUCGUCGCCUCCGGAUCAUAAGGUCGAUCGUGAGGCCCGGCGGCGUGUGCGACGAUGCAUGGGCAGCGCGUGCAGCCAAGAGAGUUUCUUUGGUGUUGUGACCAUUUUGCGUCGUAUAGCCAUAGCUUGGACAAUGCAGAGGACAGGAUCAUCGGAGAGCGGCGAAACUUACAAAAUUCUUUUAUUAUUUUAAAAUUAUCUCCUUUUUUUUACCUUCUUUCUUGUACAUAGCUUGUGCAGAGUAGAUAGAUCAUGGACACUCCCAGCAUAUUGGAAAUGGCUGUGCUUUUCCUUUCCCAAAAGGAAAAGAAAACAAAAAGGAAAAGAAAAGAAAUGGUUGCUCCUUUUGUGCUCUCCCCAUGAUCCAUCUUCUCCAUCGUAGCACACACUUGUGACUUGUGAGACAGGCACGCAUGCGAGGAGCUGCACUGCACGCAAAAGACAUUGGCGCGUGUACGAUGUUGUUCAGACUGCAAAGAAAAGAGAAGAUGCAUCUAGUAUAGGAGUAGUGCUCAUUUUCCUCACCGUUUAAUCCUCUUUGAUUUAAUCUAACCAUGUCUUGAAAUGAAAUCGCUUUUAAAGUUUGGAGGAAAGAAAUCUCGUUCGAACCACCCACCA